AUGGAGAUGCCCUCUUGGAGGGACCUCCUCUUCUCGCAGCUAGGCUCAGUGUGCAGGAGCAGCAGGCGGGUAGGGGGAUGGCGGCACCCUGGUCACGAAGGGCUGUCAGAGGGGGAUGAGCACAGAGACCUGCAAACCAGUCCAGAUUCCCACCCCCCGACGAGCAGGAGGAAGCAGGGCGAGAUGAAAGUCCCGCUGAAGUCUCAGAAAUCUUGGAUUGAAGGAGUCUUCAAUAAAAGAGAGUGUGCAAAAGUCAUACCCAGCUCAAAAGAUCCUCACAGAUGUCCUGCAGGAUGCCAGAUAUGCCAGAACUUAAUCAGAUGUUGCUGUGGACGGCUGAUUGGAGACCAUCCUGGGAUAGAUUAUAGUUCUCCUGUCUACCAGCCUACCAGAGAGAGGGAGAAUGACGAAUGGUCUGUCCAGAAGCAUACACAUACAAGUCCUACUGACUCAUUUGGAACGAUCAAUUUCCAAGAUGGAGAUCACACUUACCAUGCCAAGUAUAUUAGAACCUCUUAUGACACCAAACUGGACCAGCUAUUACAUCUGAUGGUGAAAGAAUGGCAGAUGGAGCUGCCAAAGCUAGUGAUCUCUGUUCAUGGAGGCAUCCAAAACUUCAAGCUUCCAUCUAAGGUCAAACAGGUUUUCAGCAAAGGGUUGGUCAAAGCUGCUGAGACUACAGGAGCAUGGAUAAUAACAGAAGGCAUCAACAGUGGAGUGUCCAGGCAUGUGGGGGACGCAUUGAAAGCGCAUGCCUCUCAAUAUUUGAGAAAGAUUUGUGCCAUUGGAAUCCCUCCUUGGGGUAUCAUUGAGAAUCAGAGGGACCUGAUUGGAAAAGAUGUGAUUUGCCUAUAUCAGACUCUCAGCAAUCCUCUUAGCAAGCUGAGCACCCUCAAUAGCAUGCACUCCCAUUUCAUCCUGGCAGAUGAUGGGACAGUGGGCAAAUAUGGCAAUGAGAUGAAGCUCAGAAGGAAUCUUGAGAAAUACUUAAACCUUCAGAAAAUACACACCAGAAUGGGCCAAGGUGUACCGGUGGUUGGGUUAGUGGUAGAAGGAGGCCCAAACGUGAUCCUAAUGGUUUGGGAAUAUGUGAGGGAUACUCCUGCUGUCCCUGUGGUGGUCUGCGAGGGCACUGGCCGAGCUGCAGAUCUUCUGGCUUUUAUUCAUAAACACACAGCAGAUACAGGAGAUUUGCCCCCUCAGCUGAAGGAGGAGAUCUCAGUAAUGAUUCAGAACACCUUUAAUUUUGGGCAGAAACAGUCCGUUCAUCUAUUUCAAAUGCUGAUGGAGUGUAUGGAGCACAGAGAAUCUAUAACCAUAUUUGAUGCAGAGUCAGAGGAGCAGCAGGACAUUGAUUUGGCAAUUCUGACAGCACUCCUGAAAGGUACAAAUAUGUCUGCAUCAGAUCAGCUAAAUUUGGCGUUGGCAUGGAAUAGACUGGACAUUGCCAAGAAACAUAUAUUGGUUUGUGGACAAGACUGGAAGGUUGGCUCCCUGGAACAGGCAAUGCUGGAUGCUUUAGUGAUGGACCGGGUGGAUUUUGUAAAGUUGUUAAUAGAGCAUGGGGUGAAUCUGCACCGUUUCCUUACUAUAUCCCGACUGGAAGAACUCUACAAUACAAAACAAGGACCAACAAAUCUACUUUUGCAUCAUCUUGUUCGAGAUGUAAAACAGAGUGCCCUUCCUUUGGACUACAAGAUAUCAUUGAUUGAUAUCGGGCUGGUGAUAGAGUAUUUGAUUGGUGGAGCUUAUCGGAGCAGCUACACAAGGAAACAUUUCAGAGUUCUGUACAACAGCCUUUACAGAAAACGCAAGAGUGUGGUCUCCAGCUUUGCUCAGAGCCUUUCUCAUCGCUCCCUUUGUCAUAAUAAUCAGAUGGGUAGCAGAGUUGAAUCUGCUGAAAACACCUUGCAUUCUCAGUUCAUCAGAACAGCACAGCCUUACAAAUACAAGGAAAAGUCAACUGCUUUUCGUAAGUCUAGGAAAAAGUCAAAAGAUGAACUCAGCUUCUUAGAGGACCAUGAGUCAGCUGGCUUUAUUUACCCCUAUAAUGACCUCUUGGUUUGGGCAGUGUUAAUGAAGAGACAGAAGAUGGCAAUGUUCUUCUGGCAGCAUGGAGAGGAAGCCAUGGUCAAGGCAGUCGUGGCUUGCAAACUCUACAGAGCAAUGGCACGUGAAGCCAAACAGAGCAACAUGGUGGAUGACACCUCAGAAGAAUUGAAGAAGUACUCAAAUGAAUUUGGGCAGCUUGCCCUAGAUGUGCUGGAUAAUGCAUUCAAACAGAACGAGCAGAUGGCCAUGAAGCUACUGACCUCCGAGCUGAAAAAUUGGAGCAACUCAACUUGCCUGAAACUGGCCGUGUCAGUGGGGCUGCGGCCCUUUGUGUCUCACACUUGCACACAGAUGUUACUAACUGAUAUGUGGAUGGGACGCCUGAAGAUGCGGAAGAACUCCUGGUUUAAGGUCAUUCUAAGUAUUCUUCUGCCUCCCACCAUCUUGAUGCUGGAGUUUAAAAGCAAGGCAGAAAUGUCUCAUGUGCCACAGCUCCAGGACUUUCAUCAGUUCACAUGGCAUUACACUGAUCAGAGCCCAUCCACCAUUAAAGAUGAGUUGUCUCUGGAUUAUGAUGCAGAAAAGGGACCCGAGAGGCCAGACAAAAGCCAGACCUUUUCCAUCAACAGUGUGCACGGAAGCCUUCCGAGGACUAGAAAAGUCUAUGAAUUCUACAAUGCCCCAAUUGUCAAGUUCUGGUUUCAUACGAUGGCGUACUUGGCAUUUCUCAUGCUGUUCACUUACACUGUGCUGGUGAAGAUGGAAUCCAGGCCUAGCGUGCAAGAGUGGCUUGUAAUUAUCUACAUUUUCACCACUGCCAUUGAGAAAGUCAGGGAGAUAUUUAUUUCAGAGCCAGGAAAGUUCAGCCAAAAGGUGAAGGUGUGGAUUUAUGAGUACUGGAACUUCACUGAUUCCAUAGCUAUCAUCCUGUUUGUGACUGGUUUUGGCUUACGCUGGGCUGAUCCUCCUGUUCAAACAGUAGGAAGGCUAAUCUACUGCUUGGAUAUAAUAUUUUGGUAUGCUCGGCUCCUUGACUUCUUUGCUGUAAAUCAACAUGCAGGCCCAUAUCUGAUGAUGAUUGGGAAAAUGACAGCAAACAUGUUCUAUAUUGUGAUUAUGAUGGCAAUAGUGUUGCUGAGUUUUGGGGUAUCACGAAAGGCGAUCCUUUCUCCAGAAGAGCCUCCCACCUGGACUCUUGCACGAGAUAUUGUGUUCCAACCCUAUUGGAUGAUGUUUGGUGAGGUCUAUGCUGGAGAAAUAGAUGCUUGUGAAUUAAAUGAAGACUGCCCUCCUGGGUCCUUCCUGACGCCAUUCCUCCAAGCUGUAUACCUCUUUGUACAGUACAUCAUCAUGGUCAACUUGCUGAUUGCUUUCUUUAAUAAUGUUUAUUAUGAUAUGAAAUCCAUAUCAAACAAGCUCUGGAAAUACAACCGUUACCGCUACAUCAUGACGUAUUACGAGAAGCCAUGGCUGCCACCUCCUUUCAUCAUUCUGAGCCACAUUGGCCUCCUCAUAAACCACAUCUGCCACCAUCGUCCCCCAAAUGAGCUGGAUCAAGAGGAAGGCGAUGUUGGACUAAAACUCUACCUGAGUGAUGAGGACUUGAAGAAACUUCAUGAGUUUGAGGAGCAGUGUGUGGAGAGGUACUUUCAUGAAAAGAAUGAAAGCUUGAAUUCCAGUGACAGUGAAAGGAUCCGUGUGACAUCAGAAAGAGUGGAGGAGAUGUUUUUGCUGCUGAAGGAAGUGCAUGAGAAGGUGUUCUACAUCAAAGACUCUUUGCUGUCCCUGGACAGCCAGCUAGGACACCUGCAGGACCUCUCUGCCUUGACUGUCGAUACCCUAAAAGUCAUUUCUGCUGUAGACACGUUACAGGUAGAGGAGGCCCUGCUGGCUGAGACAAAGCACCGAGCCUGUAGGAAACUGCCACAUAGCUGGAAUAAUGCCAUGUAUUCGAAGACUUUGAGCAGUUUGGAAUGUUUAAAUGAUAAGAAUUACAACUACUACAGCAUGCCUCCUUCCCUUCUAAGGAGCUUGGCAAGAAGUCAGUGGUCAUCAGAGUGCCAUAGCCACGUUGUUGAAACUGGGGACUACAAGGACAUGAAGAUAGCAGGUGUCCAGAAAAAGCAAGAAAUAGAAAGUGACACACUCACUUCUGGGGUAUCCUCUGAGAGUAAAUCAACCCCUGGAUAUGGACAGUUCCUCUUGGUCCCACAUCAGGGAGCAGCUUCCACUGAAGAGGUCCACUUGAAUUUGUCCCUUCCAAGCACUCCUGCCAAGUACAGGCGAGAUGAGUUGGCAGCUAAGCAACAAAAUAACCACGGUAGCACUGCAUUGCACCAAAGUUUGCAGAGUACUAAUCUCACUGAAAAAAAGGCAAAAAAUUGCCAAGAGAGACAAUGGGACUCCAUUGUUCAGUUACCAUCUGAGAAGGAUAAUGGGAUUGUGGUGGAGGACUCUGUGAGUCCCCAGCCAUCUGCCACUGACAGGGAGAUCUUAGUGCCCUCACACAACUCCAGUGAGGAAACCAGAGGUGGUUAUGUGAACUGGGGGUUCUCUGAAGGGGAUGAAAAAGGAGUUGUAUGCAGUGAGAAAAGGCAGCAAUCGUGCAUGCAUUCCACCUGUAACAGUGACUGCAACUGCACCCGUGGUACUCCACAACAUGUCCAGAUAAAAGCAUCAAAAUCCUUCUCCUACAACUCAGACAAAUCAGGAUAUGACAGUGACACUUCAGAGCCUGAGCCUAUGUGCCAGCGUAGCACCAUCUUCUGGAUCAACCCACUCAGGAGAGGCUGGACUUUCCACAAGAGCAGCAGCUUUCAAUCCCGCAAGGGAGAGAAAGUGGGGAAGACCUGCAAAACCAAAGAGCUAUCAAAAUCUGCAGAGUUGAUCCCGUCUGUGUGGACAGAAGCAAAACAACAGAACAGAGACAGACAAUCCCAGAAGGACAAGAAGAAACAAAAAAUGCUUCAGGUGCCGGUAGGUACAGGUGUGAUUACAGUGGAUGGUUGUCCCCAGAGCACCCAAAUGAGCUCAGAGCCAGCAGAAAGCUGUUUCUUGGGUGAAGACAAAUACAACAAGAACUGGCUAACUGUAUCUAAUUUCAAUCAGCUAAGUUUGGAACGUCUCAGUUAUAUGCACCAGAAAAUGAAAAACCAAGAAACUGGUAGGCACUCUUUGCAAAUCUGUGACUCUCUGAGGCAGUCUCAAGAGGAUUUGAGUAAUAGCAUGAUUGGGACCACCAGGAAGAAUAAUCUGAGCAGGAAUUCCUCGUUGAGAAGUUCAAACGGCAUUGACAAAAUCUCAGUCUCCUUGAAAACACCUCAGGACCUGCAAUAUCAUUAUUCUGCUGUUGAAAGGAACAACUUAAUGAGGCUUGCUCAGACUAUACCAUUUACACCGGUCCAGUUCUUUGCUGGAGAGGAGGUGACAAUCUAUAGGCUAGAAGAGAGUUCGCCUAUGAACCUAGAUAAAAGCAUGUCGUCCUGGUCACAGCGUGGAAUGGCUGCAAUGAUCCAGGUCUUGUCCCAAGAGGAGAUGGAUGGAGGUCUCCGGAGAGCAAUGAAGGUCAUUUGUACCUGGUCUGAGAAUGAUGUAUUGAAGUUGGGACAAGUCUUCAUUGUGAAGUCGUUUCUUCCUGAAGUGGUUCAGACAUGGCAGACGAUCUUUCAGGAGGGUACAGUGCUACAUCUGUGCCUGAGGGAAAUACAACAACAAAGGGCUGCUCAGAAGCUGAUAUAUACCUUCAACCAACUGAAGCCACAUAGCAUUCCAUAUACCCCAAGGUUUCUGGAGGUUUUUUUAAUAUAUUGCCAUUCAGCCAAUCAGUGGCUCACAAUAGAGAAGUACAUGACGGGUGAGUUCUGCAAGUACAACAACAACAACGGGGAUGAGAUUUCCCCCAGCAAUUUGCUGGAAGAGAUGAUGUUGGCCUUCUCUCACUGGACCUACGAGUACACCCGAGGGGAGCUCCUUGUCCUGGAUUUGCAAGGUGUUGGGGAAAACCUGACAGAUCCAUCUGUUAUUAAACCUGAAGGCAAGCAAUCUGGAGGGAUGGUGUUUGGACCAGCAAACCUAGGGGAACGUGCAAUUAAAAACUUCAUUGCAAAGCACCGUUGUAACUCCUGCUGCAGGAAGCUGAAACUUCCUGAUAUGAGAAGAAAUGAUUACACCCCUGCAAGGCUCAAUCCAGCUGUCAAAGUGGAGACAGAGGCAGGAGCAGAGAGUGCUGUUGCUACUGAUGACAAGCCUCUGGAAAAUUACACCCGUUUGUGAGCAAGCAGGAUGACUUCUGGCCUUUUGAACACUGGAAAACACUCCUUACUUAGUUUUGCCACCUGUCAGUCUGAAAGGACAAAGUCUAGGGUAUGUCUAUGCUGUAACCACAGGGUAUGACUGUAGGUCGAAUAGGCAUUCCUGAGCUAGCUCUAAUGUAGGUCAGGCCCUGGAGCAGUGAAGGUGUGGCAGCAGGAGUUUCAGUGUGGCUUGUGUGAGCCUGCCUAGAACCCUGGGUAAUUAUUCCUGGGGGAAGCUCACGCUACUGAGGGUUUACUGUUCUGGGACCCAAGCUAGCUAGAUUAGAUGGAGUAUGUCUACUCAAGCUAUAAUCACAUCCUUUGAUUACAGUAUAGACACACCCAUAAAUGCACAAGAGUGAUAUUGCUCCAUCUUCUAUAGCUGAAUAUCCUAUGGGCAAGUGGGGCACAUGUUUUCCAAAGGACAUUCUUCAGUUACACACCUCAGUGCACUGAAUCUUUUUGUACUUCGUUGUAAUACUGAUUAGUAAAGAGACUGGAGCAGGGGGCUGCCUUAUCUGAUAAUAAAGUUCAUUUGUACUUCAGUGCCUUAGCUGGAAAUAUGGUAUGAAGCUGAAAGGUGUUUAUGUUGGAAAAUAAAUGGGGCUGCUUUUUUAAAGCUGUAUUUCCCCAAGUAGGAAUUAUAUGCUGCUUAUUUCCCUGCUACCUUACCUGAUCCUGCUUUCAGUAAAACAAUGUAUGUUUGCUUAUGCAUAAAUAGUUCUAUAGCCGUAUAGAUGGCUGCUAUGUGUUCAGUGUGGAGAAACCUGGGAAAACGCUUUUUAGUGAUUCUGUAGUGCAGUUUGGAUGCAGUGAUGGGCCAUCUGAGAACAAGGAUAAAGAUCCUCCAAUGGAUCUAGGUGCCUAAAUCCCAUGGGAUUUAAGUGCUGAAAUACCUCUGCAUAUCUGAGCUCAAGAGUUUAAAAGUCAUGUAAACAAAAGUCCUCAUUCCGUGAGUUUGUGAGGGGACUGCCCUGUGCAAUAAGGGCCCAUUCCUGCAUUCUUUUCACACCCCAAAAUCCCAUUAAAGGACAAACUGGCGGUGUAAUGAAACUGUAUGUCUUUCCAAAUGUGAAUAGGUGGGAAGGUGAAUUCAUCUGCUGUAAAAACACUAUACUUUUUACAACCAAAAUGUUUCAAUUUUUAAAUAGGAUUUUGUCUUUCUUGAAAAUGUCUGUAAUUUGAAAAAAACCCUCUCAAUUCUUUAAGUUUUAAGAUACAAUAGAAAAUUGAAAAGACCUAAUGAAUAAUAUAAAAUUACACUUACUUGGGUGUUUAGUUGAAUAUUGUAGAUACUUGGGUUUUCUCCCUUCAUGUGAUUGAUAGGUGUAUAGAUACGUUUUCUUUUCGCUCUUUCCUACGGAGACCCAGUGCCAGAUCAAAGACUUACGCUUGUGCUUAAAUUGUGCAGUGUGAUUUCAAUGGAACUACUCACAGCAGGUACAAGUAAGUAUUGCUUGACAGGAUUGGGGCCGUAGUGACCCCAGUGUUGCACUACCUAAAAUCUUUAACACAUCCAAUCAAUUCCAAAUCUUGCAUUAGCUGAUUUCUUCUUUUUGUUGUAAAUAGUUGAUACUAGAAAUGCCAAAUUUUUGAACUUAAAUUGAUAGGAAACGUCAAAAGAAUUAAUUUUACCUUUCUAUUUUUCUCUACACUAUAUUUUGUAGCUGCUGAACCAUUCAUUGCAGAAGUCAUCAUGAGACUGAGUGUCUGAGAGCUGCGAACAAAGACACUCUAGUUUACUCUGUGGAAUAUUAUUAUAAUGUCACAUGAUUGCACCAGUAAUUUUGUUUCCUUUCAGGCAGCAUAUCUUUCUGAAUCAUGCACUGAAGUGGACCAUUACAGGCAGGGCCGGUGAAAGGAUAUUUUGUGCCCUAGGCGAAACUUCCACCUUGCGCCCCCUCCUUCCUCUCCCCCCGGAGCAUCGCUUAUUAAAAACUUUCAAAAAUGAAUACUGCAUAAUGUGGCAUUGUUCAUUAGAAUUAAUACAAGGGGGUCAGAGAAGAUGAUCACAACAGUCCCUUCUGGCCUGGGGAAACCUAUGAGCAAGAAGGAGGCUGAGAAUGCCCCCAGCUCGCAGGGUCUCUAAACGUUCCCAGGCUCUGAGUACUUCGCCCUCGGGGGGGAACCCAGGGGCAAGGAGGGCAGAGCCGGGCUUUCCCAGGGAGCAGGUGAGGAUCUCCCUGGGGAUCAGGGCCGGCUCCCUAUAUUGGCACAGUGCCACCAGGUGUGUGUGUCGGUGUUUGGAAGCGGCACCUGCGCCAGCCCUUUCCCCUCCGUCAUGCUGCGGGGUUUAAUUUCACUUUCCCUCACCCCAGGAGGUGGCUGCGCCCGGCUCCAGGCGCGGCGCGUUGGAGGGUGAAGCUCACCUGAGCUCAGGACCGCAUUCUGCCUCCCCCAACAGCUCUGUCUCUCGGCCACAGCCUCCCACUGACCGUCCUGCGUGGCGCCCCUCGCUGAGGGGGCGGGUUUGUUAUGGAGGCCUUGCUCCCCGCCCUGCCCCACUCAGCUGAUUCCCGUGACGCCGGACACCGCUUUUUGGCGCCCCUAAAUCUUGGCACCCUAGGCGGCCACUUAGUUUGCCUAGUGGUUACACUGGCUCUGAUUACAGGUCAGUGCAUAGCAAAGCUACCUGGUGUAAUAUCCUAACUCCAUUGAAAUCAAAAGGAAUUUUGUCAUUGACUUCAAUAGGUUCAGGAUUUCAUCCUGGAAACCAGUGCUUUUCAUUUAUUGCUGCCAUUGCAGUCAGUGGACAAAACUCCCAUUAAUUUCACUGAGAGCAGCAUUGGGCCCCACUAUGACUUGACAUGAAUUUGGUACAUUUAGAGAAUGUAUAUGUAGAUGUAAGCAGGGUCUGAAUGAGUUUCUCCCCUGACAGCUAGCUGGGAGGGGGGAGAGACAUCAGGAGCAAACUGUAUUUACAUGAGCACACUCACUCUGCCUAGAUAUCCAGCAGAUAGAGUGGUGUUGCUCAAAGUGAUCAACUUUGGCUGGUGUUGGGUUAAAAAUCACUUUAAUACUAAAUACAGGGGUAGUGAAAAGUUAUCAGUAUUGUUGUCUUUAUUGUAUGAAUAAAGGGGAGCAAAACAGUGCUUAACCUGUUCUGAAUGAGGGGGUCACCCUCAGCUGAAAGGACCUCGUUAAGUCUGGGGUUCGAAUGCCAGACCCUGUAGAAGUAAGAGGGGUGGGGACAGGUGUCCAAGCCAGGAAGUGUGGACUCUCCCUAAGGGUCCUCUUAAGAAUUUGUGGCUUCUGAAAAUGGAAAUAACUCUCAUGAGUGGUUAUAAUUAUGUGAACUGCAAAUUGUUACUUGCUUAUUAUUUUCACAUUACUUUUCAAAUGUACAUGCGUGCCCAUGUAAAUGUAUAUCAAAGUAAUCAUGGAUUCUUUUAACAGUGCCCAAGAAAAUCACGGAUGUUAUUAAAGGCAGUUAAUCUGAACACGUACAAUGUCAAACUUUGCUUAAUCUCAAAUACUAAUACUAUAACUGCAAUACAGUGCCUGCCUUUGCAACUGUUUGAGGCUGCAUUUCCAACAUAGUACUCAUCUUUUCCAUGUAUGCACUGUAGUAAACUUUCAAUAGCUAUAGCUGUUAAUUACUUUUACCUUAACUUAAAAUACACAUUUGAG
Molecule: messenger RNA, 9974 nt
Organism: Malaclemys terrapin pileata
Lineage: Eukaryota; Metazoa; Chordata; Testudines; Emydidae
Gene: TRPM6
Product: transient receptor potential cation channel subfamily M member 6
Exons: 39
Coding region: 1-6324 (2107 amino acids)
Biological process (GO): monoatomic cation transmembrane transport; protein tetramerization; protein phosphorylation
Cellular component (GO): apical plasma membrane
Molecular function (GO): ATP binding; monoatomic cation channel activity; protein serine/threonine kinase activity
Source: RefSeq, a predicted model, not a curated record